Alternaria ventricosa is the source of this 1092-nucleotide messenger RNA. RefSeq lists its product as uncharacterized. Gene Ontology annotation, molecular function: GTP binding; microtubule binding; GTPase activity. Gene Ontology annotation, cellular component: membrane; cytoplasm; microtubule. The transcript has a single exon. The coding region runs from base 1 to 1092 and encodes 363 amino acids. The record is from RefSeq and is a predicted model, not a curated record. Lineage: Eukaryota; Fungi; Ascomycota; Dothideomycetes; Pleosporales; Pleosporaceae.
AUGUCUUUGCAAUCUCACGAAACGAAGGACUUUCUGGAUGUUGUCGACAACCUCCGAUCGCAUGGAAUCAAUCGGUACAUCAAUCUGCCCGAGAUCAUCGUGUGCGGCGACCAAUACUCUGGCAAAAGCUCGGUACUAGAAGCAGUUUCAGGCGUCAAGUUCCCCAGCAAAGACAACCUAUGCACCAGGUUCGCGACCGAGCUGAUCCUCCGACGAGGCCCAGAGGCACCAAUCAAGAUUAGCAUCGUACCCGGUUCGCAGGAGAGAGAUCGUUCAGACAGCGACCUAGAGAAGCUGCGCAAUUUCCACCCCUCUCGCUCGUUAGAGGGCUUUGAUCUAGGGCCGGUGAUUGAAGAAGCCAAAGAUGCGAUGGGCAUCGGAGAGGGCAGCAGCAAGGUUUUCAGCUCCGACAUCCUUCGCCUGGAGAUAUCGGGGCCUGAACAGCCGCAUCUUACUCUGGUCGAUUUGCCUGGCUUGUUCCAGGCGGGAAGUCGAACCCAGUCAGACGCUGAUGUCGAGACGGUCCGGUCGCUCGUGCUCUCGUACAUGAACAACCCACGUAGCAUCAUACUCGCUGUCGUUUCCGCGAAGAGCGACUUCAAUCUUCAAUCGAUCACGAAGGACGUGCGUGACAUUGAUCCUCGGGGGAAGCGCACUCUUGGGGUGAUCACGAGGCCGGACACGUUGGAUGAAGGGUCGGAUAGCGAGCGGUCUUACUUCGAGCUGGCGCAAAACAGAGACGUCAGGUUUCGCCUGGGGUGGCAUGUGCUUCGCAACAGAGACUAUACGUCCAAGGACUCGACGACCGAAGAGCGCGACCAAGUUGAAAAGCUUUUCUUCGAGACUGGCAUUUGGGGAUCACUUCCAUCUGAACUAGCCGGCAUCCACACUCUCAAGCAGAGACUGAGCAAGAUCGUCGAGGACCACAUGGUCGCACAACUUCCUGAAGUCCUUACACAGAUUGUAGACGGGAUUGAAGAGUUGAAGAUCCUAGAAGAAAGACUCGGAGCUCUUCAGGAUGUUCGGAACAUGUCGCUACUCCCAGAAGGUAGGAGAAGCUUGAUGCCAGCUGAUGCGCCGAAAGAGAAAUAG